CUUAAGUUUGUAAAUCAUUACUUCUCAUUACUUUAAAAUGUUUGCAUUUACUGCAAGGGUAUUCUUUUAAUAAUAAUUUAACUGAAUGGAUCAUGAUUUAAUAGUAACGAUAGUGGAGGUUAUGUUUUUAUACCUUGCGCUUGUAAAUUAAUUUUAGUAAAACUCAUUGGUUAUUGUUCUGUUGUGAAACCUAUAAUUUAAUGUUUAAGAUUUAAGACACUGAUGUAUAAUUUUAUGUUAAUAUUAAUAAUACUCGAAUAAUACAAUUGCUGCCCCUUAUAGAUCGUAACCUAAAAAUAUAAUAUACACAAUUACAAACGUAAUAAAUGUCUGUUCUUCGAUUAACUUCUUUAAGAAAAGCUACAUUUUAUUUUAUUAAACAACAUAGAAAAAAUAUUCCAAUAUCUUGUAGGGCACUUUCAAAAACUGUAAGUGAAACAGAAGAUGAAGAUAAACCAAUUAAGUUUACAGAAAGUCCUGCUAGCAAGUGGAAAGCGGCAACAUCCAGGUCAGGAAUUAAAGAUGAUAGAUUAUGGUACGAACCGUAUGUAGUAUUAGCAAGUGUAGCAGUAUUUAUGGUUUACUUCUGUAUAUUAAGAGAAGAAAAUGAUAUUGAUAAUGAAUUAUCAAGAUCACUUUAUAAUAGAAUUGAAGGAUUAGAAGAACACCAAUUAAUACAAUCAUUGCAUUAUAACGAACAACAUGGACUCCCCACACAAGAUAUUUUGAAAAGAUUGGAAGAAAUUAGAGAAGGAAAUUGAUAUAACUAAGUCUAUUUGCACUGUAAAUAUCUGAAUUGAUUUCAAUUUUAUUAUUAUGAAUGGUUUUAUGUAGUAUUUGGUAAUAAAUAUUUAAUUUAAAUAAAGAAGACAU
This is a messenger RNA of Agrilus planipennis (emerald ash borer), 873 nucleotides long. RefSeq lists its product as uncharacterized. The transcript has 2 exons. The record is from RefSeq and is a predicted model, not a curated record. The coding region runs from base 327 to 761 and encodes 144 amino acids. Lineage: Eukaryota; Metazoa; Arthropoda; Insecta; Coleoptera; Buprestidae.